CAGAAACAGUGGUUCUCCUAGCUCAGGAGGACGUUGCUGAAACUACGACCACUCAUUGUCUGUAGAAUGGAAUUCGUGUUUUUUUUUUUGUCAUCAUUGGUGUUAUGCAUAUUAAUUUAAAGUAGAAAAUGAAAAUGGUCCCUUCGUUGAAAGUUCCUCAAAGAUACGGCCAGCUUUGCAGAAAACACUUGCAGAGUAAAGGUGCCUUGGACCUGAGAUACAGCAUACAGAAGCACUCGGAUGGAACAGUGACCUUGCCAAUCGUGCCAUCCUCAUUGCCACAGCUGGAUCUAUCAACUCUUCAGUGCAGUGUGGCCCACGGUAGCAUGUGUGAAAUUGUGCAAAUCCAGGCCCAGCCAUCCAAGAAGGAAAAAGCAAAGUGUUGUAGUGAGAAACUUGUUGAGGCUCUACAGGAUCAGCUGUCAUCUCAUGGAGUCCGCUGGAAUGAGGAUCUGAAGAGUGACCUACCUCAAAGCUGGCAGCGCCAUGGAGAUUUGGUUGUUAUCGGAGAAAACUGCUUCACUCUACCUGCAUGGAAAAAUAUAGGAAUAGAGUUGUGGUCUACAGUUGCUCAUGGCCUGGGUGCAAAGCGCCUGGCACAAAUUAAACAGAUCUCAAAGGAUUGCUUCAGAACUCCACUAGUGAUCAUGUUGCUGGGAGACAGCCAUGUUACACAUGUGGACAAUAAGAUAAGGUAUGAGUUUGACAUUACCAAGUGUAUGUUCUCAUUUGGGAAUAUCACUGAGAAACUGAGAAUAGCCUCUUUCAACUGCAGCGGAGAAACUGUUGUGGAUCUGUAUGCAGGUAUUGGAUAUUUCACCCUUCCCUACCUGGUGCACGCAGGUGCUGCUCACGUCCAUGCGUGUGAGUGGAACCCAGAUGCUGUGAAAGCUCUGAAGAGGAACCUGCAGUUAAACAAAGUGUCAGACCGCUGUACCGUCCACCAGGGAGAUAACAGAAAACUCCCCCUGGAGGACCUAGCAGACCGGGUUAAUCUGGGCCUCAUCCCCAGCUCAGAGGAGGGCUGGCCCGUGGCUUGCCGUCUGCUGAGGAGAGACACGGGUGGUGUCCUGCACAUCCACCAGAAUGUCAGCUCGGCAGUGCCCAGCACAGACACCAGGCGUCAAGCUGCUCUGCCCGCCGCAGAUGAACAAAUCGCCGCUGAGGGGGAGAACAAGACACGGGUUUCGCUGAACGCUCCCCGGGGCAGCCACAGAGACAGAGAAGCAUGGAGGACCUGGGCAGAGGACACAGCCACACGGUGUGCUAAACUAUUGACAGACUUGGCUAGAGGGGCGUGGAGGACUCAUAUUAUGCACAUUGAGCAUGUGAAGUCCUAUGCCCCACAUAUCCAUCAUAUAGUGCUUGAUUUAGAAUGUACACCACUGUGACAUGCUCGUUUUUCUGUAUCUGCACACUUACUAUAUGUCUAAUUGCAACCAUGUGUGAUGUCUCAAGUAAUUUCAGGAGUCAUAUCUGUAUGUUUAUGCUUAUACCACUCAGAACUGCAGUUUUACUUAUGUUAAAGGCACAGUCAGGGAUUUCGCGUUUGUUUGUAUUUAUGUUUUUGUUUAGAUUCGUUAGCAGAUGCUUUUUUGCAAAAACAGUGUCAUACAGUGCAGAAUGGGCAGCUAGCGGUUGUUAGGAGAUUUUUGUUUGCUGAAUGUGUAGACCUACUAGCAAUUCUAUGAUAUAUGUUGUGGAUUACUAUCCUCUUAUAAAAUCAAAACACAACCAAAACAAAAUAGCAAUGGUAAAUAGGCCUACCUAGUUCAAAUAAAUGUUAUACUUCAUGCCACUGACAGAAAAUAA
Messenger RNA from Alosa alosa (allis shad), 1812 nucleotides. RefSeq names its product tRNA methyltransferase 12 homolog (gene tyw2). The record is from RefSeq and is a predicted model, not a curated record. Gene Ontology annotation, molecular function: tRNA methyltransferase activity. Lineage: Eukaryota; Metazoa; Chordata; Actinopteri; Clupeiformes; Clupeidae. Bases 129 to 1391 code for a protein of 420 amino acids. Gene Ontology annotation, cellular component: cytoplasm. Gene Ontology annotation, biological process: tRNA methylation. The transcript has 7 exons.